AUGACGCAAACAACCAACAACGCCGCUGCCGUCAAACACAACCUCGAUACACCCGCCGUUGGCAGCGGCAGCGGCAGUGGUAACGGUCCCAAGGGCUCACCACCCCCUGUAGCAGCAGGCUACUGGGAAGACGCCUUUAACACCCAUCUCAUGAAGCUCAAGCCCAAGCAUCGCGAACGCCUGCGGACAAUGACAACAAAUAUCACCUUCGACCAGGCGGGCCUCACAGACUCGCUAAAGUCGCUGCAGGUGCAGUAUGAGGCGCGCAGGGGUACCUCGUUUUUGAAAAAGAUGGGCAUGCUCGCCGACCAUUGUAUCAGGUUUGCUAAAGCGGUUGACGUUGCCGUGGGAGGGGGACCGGCUGCUGCGGCGUGGAUUUGGGGAGGAAUUCGCUUCUUGCUUGAGGUGUCGGCGGCCGCGGCGCGACUACACGACAACAUCAUGACCAUGCUCGAGACAUUGUGCACAUACCUGUCCUUGUUUGAAAAAUGGACGACCCUGUUUGUGGCAGCAGAUUAUCCAGAGCUCGCGGAGAGUAUCAAGAACACAUGUUUUGCUUUCGUUGCGUUUCUGGUCGCAGGAAUUCGAUAUUUUGGCCGGUCUUCAUUUGGAAACCUCCUCCGCGUCCUCUUUGUCCCCAGCCUCCAAGACACGUUUGACAACUGCCAGAGCCAGAUCAAGCUGCACACAAGCUUCGUCAAGCUACAACUCGCCACUGCCGGCUUGCAGGACAACCAGAAGCGCAAUAAGCAAAUCACUCAGUUGCUAGAGCAAACUCCAACACAGCAAACGACCGCUGUCAAAGUUUCCUUCCCCUUUCUCUUCCUACAGAACUGCAUCCGGAACGACCAGUUUUUCGAUCGCGAGGCAGUUCUGGACCAGUUGCAUGCAUAUCUGACAACGCCACAGGCUUCAGGGACCGCUGGUGGUGCUGGCUCUGGUUCCAGUCCAAUUCCUGGUCCUGGCACUGGUAUGCGCAGUGUGGUUAUUUCUGGACUGGGCGGAUGUGGCAAGUCCACUGUCGCCAAGGAGUAUAUGUAUCGCCAGAGGGAUCAGUAUGAUGUUGUGAUAUGGCUGUACGCUGAUAGCAAGGCGAAGCUCGACAGCCAGUUUAUUGCGCUAGCGAGUAGGCUUGGGAUGAAUGUACCCGAGGCCCAGGCCGUGGGGGUUGUUUCCCAGUGGAUAGCCCAUCUAACUGGAACAAUCCUCGUCGUCUUCGACAACGCAGACGAGCCGAAUAUCCUCACCGACUACUGGCCCAAGGCCUCGAAGGGCUCGAUCAUCAUCACUAGCAACGACCCAAGGAAUGGCGAAGAAGGCUACGCCCAGAAUGGGAUUGCUCUCCGCGAGUUCAGCGACGACAAGGGCUCGGACUUCCUCGUCUCGUUGCUCGGUGGCUCCUCCAUCACGAAGAAAAUACACACGCCGGAAGAAAAGGCUGCCACACAAGCCCUCGCGCGCCAGUACGGGGGGCUCCCGCUCGCGCUUCGACAGGCGGCGUCGUUUAUGCGCAACAAGGGGUGCACGCCAACGCAGUUCUCGCGAAUGUACGAAAAGAACUUUGCCGAGAUAGACUCGCUGCAGCUGCCGAAUUACUCAAAGACGCUGGUGACUGUGUGGAACAUGUCGCUCAGCACGCUGACGGAGGAUAGCCGCAUGGUUCUCGAUAUCACAUCGCUUCUCGACCCGGACUCCAUCCCAAAGGAGAUGUUCACUCAGACCGAGGUUGCGCACAGCAGCGGGUUGUUCAUGACGGACGAAAUGAAGCUUCUUGAUGCGUUCGAAGGUCUGACGAUGCAGUCACUCGUUGAGAUUAACCAGGCCGAGAGCACGCUGAACAUUCACCGGUUUUUCCAGCGUGCAACGUUCCGGCGGCUGAGCAAGGAUCCCCAGCGGCUGCGCGCUGUGAUUAGUCUCGCUGCUGGCCUUGUGCGUAACUUCCUCCCGCAAGACGACUUUACGGCAGUGCGGGAGCCUAGUGGCUGGAACCAAGUGCAGAGGGCGGCGGACCAUAUCCUGUCCUUAUACAAAAGAACCGAGGGGGCCGAAUCCGAGGAUCGAGCGAAUGCGCUGUUGGACUUACUAGCGCAUCUUAUCAAUUACGGCUACCAAACAGGGCAGUACAGAUUGGGAGAAUCGGCCUAUCAAAAAGCGACAAGCCUCAUCGAGCACAUUUCCAACCCGGACCACAACCUGCUUUCAGAGAUGUACUUCCAUUAUACGCGGAUGACGACCGAGGACGGAAAGCUGGAGAAGGCAGUAGAAGCAAUCCAGCUCUCGCGACUCCACGCCAACAAAGCGGCAAUAUAUGACCCAGCGAAGCGGAAGUCCCCACUGUACAUCCGCAUCAUCAGCAACCAGGGUGUCACACACACAGCGGUGAAAAAGUUCGCCGAGGCCGAGAAGUUCCAUCUCGAGGCAAUAGCCGCGUGCGUAGAACACAAACUGGAGGAGACAUGCAGUCUCGGCAACUUGACGCAGAACCUGGGCUCCUGCUACCUGUGGUGGGGGGAGCUGGACCGUGCGGAGGAGACGCUUCGCCGUGCACUGACGCAACCGAAUAAGAACCCCGAGGGGGCGAUGUACACGAUGGGCAAUUUGUUGUUGAGCUUGAAGCGGUAUGAUGAGGCCCUCGAGAAGCAUCAGAAGGUGCUCGAAAUCUAUUUUAAAGAGCUGGGACCAGACCAUUUAAUCACGGCUGACUCAUGGUACAAGCUGGGGUGUAUCUUCUCCAUCGCGGACUUUGCGCGGAAAGAUCGCGCUGAGGCUGAACGUUGCUUUCGUCAGGCGCUCAGAAUCACACAGCUUCCUGCAAAUACCGGAAACUCAGUCUCCGGAGUUCUCACUGCGAGGCUCCAGUGGUGGCUCGCAAAGACGCUCGGUCCGCAGAGCGAAGAAAGCCAGUAUCUAAAUGCCGCCGCCAUGAGGUACCUAGAAUGGCGCUUCGACGGUGAAUUACCGCAGGGAAAAGAGCCCUGGGAGCUCUUCGACAGUUUGGUAUGUUAUUGGAGUCGAUAA
Molecule: messenger RNA, 3018 nt
Organism: Aspergillus calidoustus
Lineage: Eukaryota; Fungi; Ascomycota; Eurotiomycetes; Eurotiales; Aspergillaceae
Source: the annotation of a GenBank genome assembly